UCUCUGGAUAAAUGGCUGUGUGCUCCCGCGCCUAUGCGAUAUGAAAUUAUAAUUAAAACGAUUAGUUUACAAGUUGUGUUGCAUCGAUUCGGACGUUUCUGAGAAAAUGUCAGCAAGAAUAUUAAUCGUAGGUGCUGGAGCCUCUGGAAUAGCAGCCGCAACGCAAUUGUAUGAAAAUGGACUUACGAACCUGGUCGUAUUGGAGGCUACUGAUCGAAUUGGGGGCCGAGUCUACACCAUACCGUUUGGUGAAAGCAUGAUUGAUUUGGGAGCCCAGUGGUGCCACGGGGAAAAGAACAAUGCUGUUUAUGAACUUGCCGGACCACUGGGGCUAUUGGAAUCAUCGGUCGUAGCUAGUGGAAAUGUUCUGGUGAAAAAUAACGGUGAGAUGGUACCCAAAGAAACUACUGAUCGGCUGAUGGCAGUUGCUGAGAAGAUCAUGAGUGAAGCCGAAAUGUCCUCACACGAUGGAACGUUGGGAGAUUUUUUCAUGGGCAAGUUCAUGAAACUGGUCGAAGAUGGACAGAUAUUGGGAGAUAUUGAUCGUGAACUAAUACAGCAGUUUCUGAGAUUCUAUAAAAGCUAUCAGGAAGGGUACGCUGCCGUUGAUUCAUGGUACAAUCUCACUGCUUCAAGCUUGCACGAGUAUGACGAGUCGGAAGGAGAUCAAUCGCUGAGUUGGAUGGGACAAGGAUACAAGUCUGUUUUAAAUUUGCUAAUGAAAAAGCACCCUUCCCAAACCGACGGUGAGCCUAUCCCAAUCGAAGACAAAGUUCUCUUCAACAAAACCGUAUCAAACAUCAAUUGGGGAAAGGCUCCCGAUGCACCAGUAACGGUCCGAUGCACCGAUGGUACCACGUACGAUGCCAAUCACGUCAUCAUCACCACCUCCAUCGGAGUUCUAAAGGAGAAUAUCAACACGCUGUUCACUCCCGCAUUACCAAUGAUGAAACAAAACGCCAUCAAAGGAAUCUACUUCGGCACGGUCAACAAAAUUAUAAUGGAAUUUGAGAAGCCAUUCUGGACUGCUCUUGGCAACACCUUUGGACUAAUUUGGGAAUCAGAGGAUCUGGAGAAAUUACGCGAGUCCAAAUAUGCAUGGACCGAAGGAACGUCGGCUUUCUUCAAAAUUGAUCGUCAGCCUAAAUUGUUAGCCGCCUGGAUGAUUGGAAAGGAAGGUCGUCAGAGUGAGUUAUUAGACGAUCAAGAUGUUAUCGAUGGUAUGAUGUACUUGUUGAAAAUGUUCUUCAAGAACGAGCAGAUUGAGAAACCGGUUAAGGUCAUAAGAUCAAAAUGGUCCACAGAUAGUAACUUCCGGGGAUCCUACUCAAGCUACUCUCUGGAAACGGAGCAAAUGAAAACGAGUUCAGAUGACUUGUCGAUUCCGCUCACGGACUGUCUGGGUACUCCGGUGCUCUUGUUUUCUGGGGAGGCUACCAAUCAGGGACAAUAUGGCACCGUGCAUGGGGCUAUUGGAAGUGGAAGACGCGAAGCAGAACGUUUGACUAAGUUAUACAAUAAAGUUUAGUUGGAGCAACUGUUACACGUUUUAACGAAGUUCUGGACAACGAUUAUCCUUUGUUGUAUGUUUGAGGAAUAUACGAGUCGAAUAAAAUAUUGGAUUUUUCCAUUGCCUUUUUUCCU
This is a messenger RNA of Armigeres subalbatus, 1644 nucleotides long. RefSeq names its product spermine oxidase-like. Bases 107 to 1528 code for a protein of 473 amino acids. The record is from RefSeq and is a predicted model, not a curated record. The transcript is spliced from 3 exons. Lineage: Eukaryota; Metazoa; Arthropoda; Insecta; Diptera; Culicidae. Gene Ontology annotation, molecular function: polyamine oxidase activity.